Cyclocybe aegerita is the source of this 414-nucleotide messenger RNA. The record is from the annotation of a GenBank genome assembly. NCBI's taxonomy places the organism in Eukaryota, Fungi, Basidiomycota, Agaricomycetes, Agaricales, Hemipholiotaceae.
AUGGACCAGUUUUCUCAAGCCUUCUGUGCCAUGGCCCCCGUUAGCGCCCAAGCACCCGCUCAGACCCGCGCUGUCCCAUCAGUCACCUUUGUGCUAGGGAAGGACGCACUGUAUAAUGGCGAGCGAGUCACUAUGUUUUUGCCAGACAGCUACGAGGACGCCCAACAAAAGGUCUUUGAGAACUUUGACCGCCAUGAGCUGUCCAAUGAGCGUAUCACCUCUGCGUCCCACGUCAAGCUGUUCACGGUGACUAGGGACUCCAGUCGGCUGUCCAUAUCGGGAUACAAGUGGUCUGCGUCGGCGAAGAGCGGUUGGAGGGAGAUUAUCGCUGGGAUGAAAGCAGCUGGCACCGGGUUUGAGAUUGAGGUCCAAUCUACAGUCCAAGAGCCUGCAUACAAUGCCUACGAUUAUUAG